Clunio marinus is the source of this 228-nucleotide messenger RNA. The record is from the annotation of a GenBank genome assembly. Lineage: Eukaryota; Metazoa; Arthropoda; Insecta; Diptera; Chironomidae.
AUGUUAAAGAUAGAAGCAAAUUGUAAAAUUCCCUAUUCUUUCGAUUUUUCACAAAGCACAUUAACAUGUACAUUAAUAAGCGAAACUGAAUUGUGUAUGAAGCUAAUGAAGCUUUCUUCAUCAAUCAAAGCUAAUCACUCAGUAAAACGUCUUGUAAACAAUGAAAAGUUCGAUCUUGAAGAAUCAUUAGCGAUUCAAAGCAUUGGUUUUUUUGAAUAUUAUUCUUGA